CAGAAGGGGUAACUAUUAUGUUGGCAAUAUUCCAGAUAAUGUACCUUCCUUUAAAACGAAGGUAUUCCAACAUGUCCAGUGCUGAACAUUUUUAAUCACAUGAUCUACAAGAUGUCCGAUUGGUUAAAGAACCCUUUUUUUCAAAAUAUAUGUUUGGGUAUGUAAAUUUAAUUAGAAUAUAUUAGGCCUACCGAUAUACAACGUCAUUAAUAUUUUUAUUUAUAAUGGUUUCAGAAAUGCAAGUAGAUAAUUUAAAAACAUUCACUGAUUGUGUUCUUUGAAAACCAUGACAGAUACAUGUACCAAAGCAUACAUUGCAAUUCUAUUUUUACACUUAUGAAUUUUUUAAAUGUGAAAUAUGCUAAAAAUCAUAAGGAAGAAGAAAGCAGAGGCUAGUAGAGGGAAAUAUAGGAGAGAGACCAAGGUAGGAAAAGGGAGUCAUACCUAAAAUAGUACAAGUACGUAAACCUUUUUAAAAAGAAUUAGAUAAUGUAAGGUUUUCUUCCUAAAGUUUAUGAUUGUCUGUAUUUUCUGUUAUGAUACUUUAUUGAUUUACCAUGAACAAAUAUACCAGAACUUUGGAAUCUAAUGGAUGACAAGUCUGUGUUGAGUUCAUCAAAGAUCUCUCUCUCUCUGAGUGUAAGAGGGUGGGUAUGUAUAUAUGUUUCUGAGGGUGAGUGCAUGUGUGUUGUGUUUGUAUCACCGCUUUUUCUGGGGGUUUUUUCUCUCAAAGAAUUGAUGACUAAUAUUUGAUUUAAAAACACCCGUUGGUUUGGUUUGCUUUAUGUCAUUUUUGUGCAGGUUUCUCUUUGUUGUUUUAGAUCGACUAAAUUGAGGGAUCACUUAUGGUUGUAGUAUGGUUCUUGAUAUAAUGGAAAGUUACGAUUCAUUUAAGAUACGGAAUACUUCUCCUCAAAAGGAGAUCUGAAAAGGAAUUACCAUACAGAAAAAAUGAGUUCUAGUACUGAUGAGUCUGAUGGAGAAGGGGAUAACUAUAAUUCACUAAGAGAGUGCUUCGAAAAACCUUGCACAACACUUCUACGGAAAAUUUUGAAGCUGAAUUUCAGUCGAUUUGAGGAACUAAAAGAGGUCAUUCCUUUAGAAAAUUUAUCAAUUGAAUCAAAAUCUGCUUUAGAAAAGCUGAACCGAAUAAAUCAAUUACGUUUUCCGAUUCUUUGUGAAAUAUUUCGUUUAGGUGUUUGUGAACGAUUUUUUGAUGCACCCGCAAUAGGUUGGAAUUCGACGGAGAUAAUUCCAGAGGAGUGUAAUGGGGUAUCAGACGAUAUUCAACGAUUAUGGAAGAUAUGGAAGGAGAAUAUAGAUAACAAUUUGAAUUUAACAGUUUCAGAUAACGACAGCAACAAAGCAUUUACUAUAUUAAAGGACAUAGGAAGAAGAAUGAGAUAUUGUGAGGAUUUCAAAGAAUUUGGUAAAAGUUUCUACAGAGAAAUUUGUUUGGCAAGAAAAGGCAGCUUAGAGGGACUGCAUGUCAAUGCUAUUCAAGCGGGUGAUGGGAAUAAUUUUAAAGUGAAUGUUGAUUCAUCGCAAGAAGGGAAGGUUAACGUUAACCUCGUCCAAGGCGGAAACAACAACUCAUUAAUACUUUACUUUUUGAAAGACAAUCGACAAAUCGGGUUAGAGUACACAUCAACUGGUUAUGCCCAAGCUACAAUAGUUCUUCAAUCUGAUGAACCAGCAUUCCAAGAGUUAAUAGAAAAUGCAAGUGGCUUGAACAUUGAGGAAAUAAACGAACUUCCUGCUUUAAAAGACAACGACGUUUCUAUCAAUAACAUAAAAAAAGGGAGUCUAGUGAUAUCAUUUGUGUACAAAAACCAGGAUACAUUGAAGAAAACUCUUGAAAUGAUAUUCAAGUGCAUUUUCACAAAAGAAAAGAUAGAAGAAGUAUUUAGGAAGCAUCAAAUCCAGCAUGCAACAGUAACGGGAUAUAUUUAUGAUCAUCAGGAAUACUACCUCGAUUAUGCUCCCAUAGAACCUACCAAAUUAGCUGCUGUAGCGAAGUUUCACUGGUAUUCACAUCUGACAUGGCAACUUGGCGAGUGUACAUGUGAUGUUGACAUUGUACUGGGUGAUUUGCUGCAUAAUCUCUUACUCCACGAUUUCACAACAGAAGCAAAUGACAACAUUUGGAUCAUGAUAAAAGGUCAUAUUAUCAGUCCAGAUGACGUAGACUUUUCAUUGAUUGAGCGUUUGCUGGUUGUAAAUGCGGAUUCCAAAAUCAAAAUGCUCAACAGCGAAUUAGGAAAACUAGGACAAUACGAAAUUAAAUACAUUACUCAAGUGAAGAAAAGAACACAUGUGAUUUUAAAAGUAAGAGAUAAUAUCAGCUAUUCCAGUCUAUUAGCAGAGGAAGGAAUUCUCCUCCCCAUCCUAAGAGCAAUACUAUGGUCUGAGGAGACUCAAGAUGUCAUUUCAAAUGUUGAGCUCAUGAGGAUCGGCUUGAUUAUGGAUACAAAGUUGACACAGGGUCAAUCAGAUCAUAAAAAUCACUCAUUAAUCAUUGAGUUUUGUCCAGAAUCGGACAUAACAAAGGCCCUCAACAGCGGCGUUUUCCCCGACAUUCUCACAGCUGUGUUAGAGAAAAGUAAACGCCCGGAUGUUGAAAUGCCAAAACGAAUGAAAAUAAAUGUAGAUAUCAAUGGAGUGAGAGGGCCAAGUCAUGAUGAUGAAACGUCUGAAAAAGACUUUCAGCAAAGAAAAAAAGGUGCAGAAGUGCAAAAACGAGGUAGAAAAAUACAGUCCAAAAAAAUUGUAAAGGACGAUCUAGAGGAAGCUACUUCUUCCAAAUAUGAUGAUUCUAAAGAUGAUUCGGCUAUUGAAUCAGAAGAGGAAUAUACAGAAAGACCUCACAAAUUGAUUUCUUAUCGAGAUCCAGAAUAUGAUGGGUUUCACUCGGAAUCUACGGACAGUGGUCUUGACCUCAUACAAGAUCGAUCUUUUUCAAAACACUAUACAAGAACAGAUAGCAGUGUGUUCUCCGAUGUUAAUACCGAUCUUGUCAUCAAUGGACUUGAAUUGACAGAAAAAUGUGAAGAAAAUUUUCAAAACAAAAGAAAGAAUAGAAAACUUAAGUUUCAUUAUGAAAAAGCAGUACAGGAGAAAACUCUUCAACAUUUAUUGACUGAUAAUCCGAAUAGGUACAAACUUUGCAGUCUAUACAUAGAAUCUGCACAUAAAGCGGUGUGUACAAAUUUAAACUUUGCAGAUGAAAUCAAAGAAAUUCAUAUAUCUGGAAGAUCAAAAUGUAGUAAAGCUUAUGCUGAUGACGAGGUGGUUGUAGAAAUUCUUGGAGAAUCAAAGAUUCGAAAAUAUGAGAGAAAACGGAGAAAUAUAGAGUCCCAGUCUAAAGAUACGAACAUUUACGGCAAAAUAUUAGGGACACUUAAACGAAAUCGGUAUAAAAAUAUGAAACAUCCUGUUUUGGUAUGUGCGUUUGAUGAUUUUGGAGACCACAUGCUUAAACCGCUAUGCAAAACAGUACCAAAAAUCAAAGCCUCACACAAGCAUGGCAAAGGUAAAACUCAAUUUGACUUGUUUACGUAUGAUAAAGAAAACAAAACCAUAAAUUACAAAGAUGUUUUAACAAUAAACCACGCUAAUAGAAAAUCCUACUGUUUUCUUGUUGCCAUUAUGCAAUGGGAGGACAUGUAUCCAUUUGGAGUUGUCUUGAGCAGAACAUACACUAGAAAUGAUCCGCAGUCGGGUAUUGAUAUCCUGAGACUGCAGUAUCAAAUCCCAGAUAAAUUUACCAAUAUGGUAAAUAGUAUAGCAUCCAAUCUCCAAAAAAAGGAAGAAAACAUACGGUCAAAAUCAAGAUCAAAAGAGGUGGUUCCAAGUUUUACAAUUUCCGGCGAAGACAGCAUAAAUGAAAUUGCAUAUAGUGUUGAGAAAAUAUCCGAACGUCUGCAUAGAAUAGGAAUUCAUAUUGUUGACCCUGCAAGAUUAAUCAAAAAAGGUGAUGGUUUGGAUAAAGAAAUAAGGAGACGUGGCGCGAAAUUCGAUAUCGAUAAGAAUUAUCAAUCCAUGAUGAUUCCAGAACAGUUAUGCGAUAUCAUCGAAUUUAAAUUAAAUAAAGAAAGACACGCAAUAUCAUUAUCGUUCACUGCAAACGCAAAGUUUGUUGUGGACACUGAGAGUUUUAGUCUAAGGAAAUCGAUUGUUAUGUGUCAGAAAAUUUAUGACAUUGAAACUAUCAAUGAUGUACUAGAAGGUGAUCAAGAUUUCAGGGUAAAAACUUUGUUAAAUAUUGCUAAAAAUAUACGAAAAGAACGACUUGGUGAGGGUACUCAUUUUCUGGAAUUAGAAACAAGACUUAAGGAUGAUGGAACAUUUAUGAGAUACAGACAUGUUAGGGAUCUACUUCAGGAGUUAAUGAUAUAUACUAAUAUGAAAAUCUCAGAACGUGUUCGCAGAAGAUAUCAGGAAAUUAUGCCUUAUCGUUGUCAUUCGGCCCCGUCAAUUGAAAUUGUAAACUUGUGGAAUGAGAGCCAUGCUGAAAUGGGUGAUAUAUUAUGUCGUCUUCAAAAUCUUGAGGCGGUGCCGGGCACUGGCUGUAUAUGUUCAAUUUUUAAUUUGGAAAGGGAAUACAGUUACAGGCAUGUUUUACCGUUUCAGAGAUGUGUUUGGGAGACACUGAAAGAGCGUAUAGACAAGAAUCAGUGGAAUGAAGUUGGAUAUAUUUUGGGAAUGGAUGAAAUCCAUCCAUGGCAAUCGCUUGCCUUCGAAGACUGGAUAAAUGUGCAGUCAUUAGCCGAAUAUAGAUGUUUAAACCAAAAACAUGAUCCUCUUGUGCACUAUGCAUUACGUAGAGAUCAUUAUAUGACAUUCACAAGUCCGAUGAGACAAUACAUUGAUUUGGUUGCUCAUAGAUUAUUAGAAGAUCUGUUGUCCGACAAAAAAGAAUGUUCUUACAAUAUUCAAGAAAUGGAACAUAUCUGUAAUGAAAUGAACGAUAUUUUGCUUCGCAAAAAGAAAUUUUAUAACGGAUGUCAGGUUCUUCUUUGUGGACAUGAACUUCACACUCGACCCCAGAUUUUCAAUGGAUUUGUUCACGACGUCUCAAAUAUUGAUAUUUCCUUGUGUUAUCCAAGCCUUCGAAAAUUCCCGGAGAUAAGUAAAAGAAUACCACUCAAUAUCUUACAAACUAAAGAGAGACCGAGUUUUCAAGAAAAUAGAAUUCAUAAGCGUGAUAUUUUGACAAUGAAAUGGCAAAGCAGAAUAUAUGCUAUAAAUCGGAAACUGGAAUAUAAGAAAAAUGAUGAUGGAUACCUCCGUCUAAAUCCUCAUCCAAACAUGGUAUUUCAACAGAAACAACAGUGGAUAGAUUUGAUGAAAUCAUUUUUCAAGGGAAUGACAAAAAAUUUAAAAAAAGAAAUAAAUCAUGAAGAUAAAAUAAACCUCAUACGUACAAUAGAAGAAACUCAUGAAACUGUGGAAGAUGUUAGUUCCGAAGAUAAAAUUGGGGUGAAUUCAAACCAAACUUGUAAGUUUAGCUUAUCUUUUAACUAUGGCCAGAUUGUGGUUGUACAAAUGACCGGUGAACCAGAGCAUGGAAUGAUGAUGCCGAUGCCACAGCUCCUGGACAUAACAAACAAUGUAAAAAUAUGCCUGCAGCAUAUCAGAGAUCCUGUAAAUAUGCUUGCGGAAUUCGCAAUGAAAACAACGAGAACAACUUAUGCUUCUUGCAAAGAGUAUGUGAAUAUAUGGAUUCCAAUCUUAUCAAUGGAGAUAGCAACAUUGUCGGUAGAAGAUGAAACUUUCAAUAUUACUGAUUUGCUCAUUACCUUUACUUCAAAAAGAAGGGGUUCUUUUUUCCUUAAAAACUCCUUCUGUGAACAAAGGGACAUAAGUUUCACUGUACAUUCAACAGAUGUGUUGGGGUGUUCUGACUUUGAAAAUGACGAAGUUGAUUCAGAUGUAAAGCCAUUUUACAUAUCAGGGUCAGACUACCUUUGUAUAAGAUGUGAGACAAAAGUGGACAUGGGAUCAAGAUCUAAAUUUCUAAAUGGGGCUGUAUCUCCACAAAAGCGGUUUUGGGUUGCGCAUGCAAAGAUCGAUGACGUUCAAGGAAUAGAAAUCAAAGGAGCCAAAGGAAAAAAAGUCAGUUUUAUUUGUCAUAAAAAAUCUCCUGCCAUCCCUCCAGAUUUACGUGAACAAGAACAGAUUUGCCAUGUUGAAAUAAUACCUAAAAUUGAAGUACAUAGGCGAACAGACAUGUACAUAAAAAAUCUAGAAAGAGCAUCAAAUCUUGCUCAGGCAAUUGCAGUCAGAAAAGGCAUUCCAAAGCUUGAUGAGGGACAUAUCACUGCCGGGAAAACUCUCUGCAGAAAUGCUGAUCAUCAUCUCGGCCUCAGAUUAAAUGAUAACCAAAGAGAGGCUGUUAAGAAAGCAGUCACUUCUUCGUUCAGCUUAAUUCAAGGACCACCAGGAACAGGAAAAACGUACACUGGGGUUGCCCUAAUAAAAAUGUUUUGUUCUAUCAACCAACAAAUGCUGGCAAGCGGAGGAAAGAGGAAAAUUGUUCUGUUUUGUGGCCCUUCAAAUAAAUCAGUGGAUCUUGUCGCAAGAUACUUGAAAGAAAUUGAUUUCUCGAGCCAGUUUAAGGUUCUUCGAAUGUAUGGAAAAGCAUUAGAAUGUGCCGAAUUUCCGAUUCCUGGCAAGGUGUUCUCAAAGAGACGAGUCAAUAAAGAAAGUUAUCCCGAUGAAAAUUUAAGAAACGAAACCUUGCAUCAUAUCAUCCGAAAAGAAGGCAAAACAUAUGCAGCGGAAAUAAAACAAUAUGAUGAAAAGUUCAAAACUAAUGCCAAGAAGAUAAAUUUCCAAGAAAUCAAGGAGUAUAAAAGGUUAAUCGCUCAAGCAGUAAAGGAAGAACUCCCGAAAUAUGAUGUAAUUCUUUGUACAACGUCUGUAGCAACAAGUGCCUCACUGCUAGCUCCUGCAAAAGGGUCUAUCUUUCAAGUCCUUAUAGACGAAGCUGGAAUGUGCACAGAACCGGAAUGUAUGGCAGUAAUAGUAGCAACCAAAGCCAAACAAGUGGUCUUAAUCGGGGAUCAUAAACAGUUACAACCUGUUGUUAUAUGUGAGGAAGCAGCGGAACUAGGAUUAAGGAAAUCGUUGUUUGAAAGAUAUGCCGAGAUGAAGAGUUCCCACCUUACAUUCUUGAGUCUUCAAUACAGAAUGAAUCCAAGUCUAUGCGAAUUUCCAUCUACAACCUUUUACGACGGCAAACUGGAGACAAAAGAAUCGGAAAAGUGGAUGACAAGGACGCCAUUAGGAUUGUGGAAAAAUCCUAAAUACCCGUAUGUAUUCUGUCACACAGAAGGCGAAGAAGAGUACUUGACGUACACCACAGAGGAGGGAAAUGAAAUGUCGAGAUAUAACUCGGAAGAAAUAGGCCAUGUGGUAGCUAUAUUUUCUUACCUGGUUAAAACGGAGAAAAUUAACUGGGAGAGUAUAAAUAUAAUGUCACAGUACAAUGCACAGUGUCAACAAAUACGACUGGCAUUAAGAAAGAGAAAGAUUGAUUUCUGCAAUGUCAAUACAGUUGUAGCAAGUCAAGGCGGUGAGUGGGAUUACGUCAUAUUCAGUUUGGUUAGGUCUAUUCCGGAGUACAGAAUUGAACCUCAACCAACGGAUGGAUGGUGUAAAGAAAAUCUUGGAUUCAUCACUGAUGCUCACCAGAUUAAUGUUGCUUUAACAAGAGCACGUAAAGGACUUAUUUUAAUAGGAAAUAAGAAUCUAAUGUCAUGUGAACAAACUGUUUUGGAACCGAUGCUGACUCACUUCAGAAAAAAUAACUGUAUUGUUGAUGCAACGGAUUUUGUUCCAAAACAUGAUGCUAAACCUAAGACGAGGGUGUAAUGGGUAUCAAAACGUAACCUAAGGGAUAAAACAGCUCUUAAUUCUACCUAGGUAUUAAACAUUUUAUAACAGCGCUAAUGCUACCUAGGUGUGCUGUGAGCAAUACCUACUAUUCGUGAGGGGUUGAAAGCAUGUGAUCGACGUUGUUAUUUGAAAUUGUGACAUUUUGAAAUUGAGCUUGUGAAUCACAAAUAUUGUAAAUGUUAAAGGUUUCACCUUUUAAACCUGAUUUUUUAAAACUAACUAAUUAGUUAAAUGAUAUAAACACUAUUCUUAUUCUUUCAAUUGCCUCUCGUGGCUAUUGGCACUAUAGGAAUGUUGUUUUUAUCUUAUGUUAAUUUUAUGUAAAUUUUCAUAUUAUUAGAAGUUCAAAUGUUUAGGUAAAUUGUACUGAUCGAUCGGGUGCCCGGAGUCUGUUGUAUAUAUAUAUCGUUUGUGAUAUUUUACAUUUUCUUACUUCUUCUCAACCACAAAUAUGCCAGUUUCAAUCAAACUUGCAUCCUCGUGUGAAAGGAAUUCAAAUUUGUUUAAAUGGAAGAACAAGACUUCUUUCAUGGGGAUAAAAAGAAAUUUGAGGAAAUUUAAUGACACCCGUAAACAUUUUCUUUUUUGGAAGCACUGUGCCAGAUCAAAUGAAACUUCCGUGAAAGCUUCGUUACAUAUUAUAUUGUUCAAAUCGGUAACCCAAAGGAGUAGGUUGUACAACAAGGAAUCAGAGUUUUAACUUAUAUAUAAGAUAUAUAAAAACUAUCUUUUUUAAAAAUUUGCUUUUCAAGAACAGCAAAGUCAAGAACAGUAAUUCUAUAAAUAUAGUAGCAUCCUCAGAUAUUAUUGAUUCAAAUUUGUUCAAAAUUAGGUGGGAAUUAAGUCGGUCAGGGCUGAUAAUUAAAGUCAUACAGGAAUAUUUACAAUUGAAUUUCAAAGCAAUGUAAUUAUAUCGAUUCAUUUUUAUAUAAAAGCAUUUUCGAAUAUUUCAUAUCAUGACCUCCGGGGUAGGAUGGGGCCACAACAUGGAUCAAAGAAAGUUGUACAUACAUAUAAGAAUAUUUAGAGAAUGACUUUCAAAAUCUUCUUAUCAAUACUAAAUAAACGAAACCUAAGAUUAGUCAUUUUAAUACAGAAGCAUUCUCAGCGAGGAAAAUUCAUGUUUUUUUUCCUCCAAAUAUGACCCCCGAUGUAGGGUGGAGCCAAAACAGUAGAUCAAUAAAUUUACUUUUCCAAUUUUUUCAAAAGGAAAAGUAAGGAAAUAUCUUUGAAAAUAUUCUUGAAAACAGCAAGAUUAGCUAUAUUAAUACAAAAGUAUAUUCAGGUAGUGUAAAUUUAGGUCUGUUCGACAAACUUGACACAAGGUAGGGACUUAUACUACAGAGAGUAAAUUUAUAUAUAGAAAUGUUUCAGGAAUGUAAGUUUUGUGAGAGAUAUUGGUCUGUAAAUCACACAAAAUUGUCACGUACAAGCAUAUUUCAUGAAGCGUUAUGCUUCUCUAGCUACAGUCAAAAUGCUCAGGUGAAGGGUGUGGCAUAUUGGCCUUUUGUAUUACAAGUUGAAAUAUUCUCCCCAAAAUGAUAGUCGUGCCAUUAAUGAAUUUGGCAUCGACUUUAAGUAUAGCACACUAGUAUCAUAUACUACCAUGUCUUUCCAUGACUAUUUUUAGUCACGAAUAAUUAUAAAUUAUCCAUUACAUAUGUAUUUACGAAUGUGUUCAGAAUUAAAAUGUGAUACAAUGUACAUUAUUUCUGAUUUUUAAAAAACAUCUUGAUAUAUACAUAUCCUGCAAUACCAUGUCAAAUAUUAUAAAUGGAAAAAGUACCUCAAAUACUUAUGCCUACCAUUUGGGUAGGUAGAUGGGUGUUUGUGUGUGGUG
Saccostrea cuccullata (small rock oyster) is the source of this 9742-nucleotide messenger RNA. Its product is annotated as helicase with zinc finger domain 2-like. The coding region runs from base 952 to 7878 and encodes 2308 amino acids. Gene Ontology annotation, molecular function: RNA nuclease activity; RNA binding; 5'-3' DNA helicase activity. The transcript has 15 exons. The record is from RefSeq and is a predicted model, not a curated record. NCBI's taxonomy places the organism in Eukaryota, Metazoa, Mollusca, Bivalvia, Ostreida, Ostreidae.